GUGUCUUGUACUAGCUGAUCUACAGUAUGUUCUCUUCCUCUCAUAUUUCCUCUGACACUUUUUUUUUAUCUAUAUGUGCUGGAUGGGUAUCAGGUUGUCAGUUAUGUCUAACAUAAGCAGGUUAUUCCUGUUCUUAAUUCUUUCACUCAAUAAGUGAAUUAGUAGAAAUAUUUACAUGCUAAUUAAAUUAACUAAAGAAUGGAAUGUGGAAUAUUGACAUCUCCUCAGUCAGAUAAAAAAAAAACAGCCAUACCAUUUAUACGAAUGAGAAAAUGUGGUUAAAAAUUGCUGCAGUGUAAAUUGAUCUGUGAACAACAAACAUAGAACCUGCUAUUAGAGAUACCGUAUAUAGGCUGGACUAGAUGGCUCAUUUUACUACAUGUGAUUAAUAAGUGGAAUGACUGCUUCAUAAUUUUGCAACAGCCUACAAAACAAACAACAAAGCAAAUAUAAUUCUGGUAGGUUGUAAUUGCAUCAGCAUGUUUAUGCAGUGCUCCCCAGGAAAUAUCCCAUGUGCCUCACAGCUGGCAUGAGUGAAAGUGUCAAUGAGUUGAUCUUUCCCGACAGCAAAUGGUUUUGCUAAAGUGCUGACCACUGCUAAAAAGAUGUUGCACUCCCCCACGUGAAGCAAGUCUAACUGCGUUCUGGCUCCUCCUAUGGUAUCUUAAAUGUCCACCCUGAAGAGGAAGUGGAUUAAUUGCACUCUUUGAAAUCACCAUUGGUGGACUUGGUGCUGCCAAGGUAAGAGACUCUUUGCGUGUGUGGGAUGUUUUAAUGAUUCUUGAAAGUCCCUACUAUGCACUAUGACAGCUGAGAUAAAGACUUUGCAGGCUCAAAGAGAGUCGCAAACAUAGAUCACACAGACCUUUCAAUUUGUUAAUAAAGGUUGAUGCACUAAAUUCUACUCAAGGAAUCAUCUGCAAUGGAUCAAAUGAAUGACCUGUGGAAUUCAACAGCUUUUACAGACAAUGUCUACAUAUCAAAACGAAGUAUUAGAAAGAUUCUCAUCAGCAAGAGGCAUUAUCUGCCUAUGGAGAGUAACAUUACUGACACCAUGAAAAUUAGUUAUAAUCUACCCAGUGAAGAGGACAUCAGUACUUCUACCAGUUGCGAUGAAAGAAAAACAAAAAAAUUACGAAUCCAAGAGAAUUCAAGGACUCAAGCUACAUGCCACCUUCCUGAUAAAUUUUCUGAGCAAUCCUAUGAAAAGGAGAGAGAAGUUGAUAUAACUGAUGUAAAGGCUGAGCCUGGAUCUGAUUCCCGACUGAAUCAUGAGCACUUGGAAGCGAUCAGCAUCACCAAUGUGAAAGUGAAACAGGAGGUGGAUAUCACUGCGCCACGUGAACUGACAGCGCUUCCAAGAGAUCGGCAGGAGACUGUGGGGGAUGAAUGCGAGGCUGAGGGAAACGAAGCAAACAGCCUGAACUCUUCGCAGAAGCAGGUUUUAAAAAAUCAUUUUGCCUUUGCAGCCAUGAAGAAGCGAGGAAUGGAGGGAGACACGGAAAACCGUCCGUACAAGUGCCCGUACUGCAGCUGGGCUUUCAAAAAGUCCAGCAAUCUGUUGAGCCACAUCGACACUCACCAAGGUCUUAAACCACAUGUUUGUGACCUGUGCGGGAAAGCCUACUCGCACCAAGGAACUCUUCAGCAGCACAAGCGGCUACACACGGGUGAACGACCGUACCAAUGCCCAUUUUGUGAGAAACGCUACAUUUGGUCCUCUGACUUCCGCAAACACAUCCGAACGCACACCGGAGAGAAGCCGUACAUCUGUGAGGAAUGUGGCAAGGAUUUUGUGCGUUCCUCAGACCUGCGGAAGCACGAGCGCAACAUGCACACCAACAACAAGCCGUUUCUUUGCAAGCAGUGUGGCAAAACCUUCAACAAACCCCUGUCUCUUCUCCGUCACGAGCGCACACAUUUGGGUGAGAGGCCCUUUGUUUGCCCGGAGUGCGGGAAAGCAUUUGCCCUGGCCAGUCGCAUGACAGAGCACAGGAAAAUCCACAGCGGUGUGCGUCCCUACACCUGCUCCAUUUGCUCCAAAGCUUUCACCAAGUCCUCCAACCUCGCUGAACAUAUCACAGUUCACAGCGGAGUGCGGCCACACAAGUGCUCAGAGUGUGGGGUGGCAUUCGCCACGGCGUCCCGGCUAGUGCGACACCAGCGUAUUCACGCAGCUAAGUGCUCCUAUCACUGCCAAAGCUGCGAUAUGUCAUUCAGCCACCUUGCGGCACUCAGGAAGCAUCAGAAGCAGCAUGGAGAGGGCACAAUCUUUGUUUGCGGGCAGUGCAGUAAAUCUUUCCCCCAGGAUUCCCUGCUUACAGAACACAUGCAAAGUCAUGCUGACGCUGCGACUUGCAUUACCUAAACCUACCCAUUUCGCAUUAAAGUAACUGGAGGAUAGCAAGUAAACUUGGGUUAUUCUAUCUAUCUAUCUAUCUAUCUAUCAGAAUUCAGCCUUAACAACAUAGUUAUAUUUAGACAUAUUUAACAACAUAGUUAUAGCUAGAAUAAAAAAAAAAACAUUUGGCUUGUACUUAUUUUCAGUAGUGUUAACUGCAGGGAAUUGUGGGGACCACUAAUGAAAAACUUUGAUUUCAAAUAAAUCACUGUGUAUAUUCCUAGUAAAAGAACACACUGUAAACACACUGGUGAGCCAUUUGAAAAAUGUUAAUGGCAGCUGAUGGCAUCUUGCCAAACAAGGCAGAUUUUGUGUGCGAGAGAAACAGAGAAAGUGAUCAAGAAUAUUGUGAAUUCUCUUAGAGCUGUCGGAUGCGCAGUGCUAUUUCAAGUUACAAGAUAUGUUGUUAAAGCUAUAUAAUGUUACUAUUACUAUGUGGUAGUGCUAUAUUUUGGUACUAAAUGUAUGCAGUAGGGGAAAAUGUGUAAUUGUAUUUUGAGGUUGUGAGGAUGGGGUUGGUGGAACAUGUUAUAUGAUGAAUUAAAUUAAUUAUAAACUGUUACCUUUUCUUUUGGACUUAAAUUAAAUUACAUGGUGUAUAAUUGUGAAUAUGUCAUUACCAUCAUAAACAAAAAUGCUUUUUUUUCAAUUUAAAAUGUC
Messenger RNA from Sinocyclocheilus grahami, 3061 nucleotides. RefSeq names its product zinc finger protein 648-like. Gene Ontology annotation, biological process: regulation of transcription by RNA polymerase II. Gene Ontology annotation, cellular component: nucleus. NCBI's taxonomy places the organism in Eukaryota, Metazoa, Chordata, Actinopteri, Cypriniformes, Cyprinidae. The record is from RefSeq and is a predicted model, not a curated record. The coding region runs from base 923 to 2368 and encodes 481 amino acids. The transcript is spliced from 2 exons. Gene Ontology annotation, molecular function: RNA polymerase II cis-regulatory region sequence-specific DNA binding; DNA-binding transcription activator activity, RNA polymerase II-specific.